Messenger RNA from Candidozyma haemuli, 1590 nucleotides. RefSeq names its product stearoyl-CoA 9-desaturase (gene OLE1). Gene Ontology annotation, biological process: unsaturated fatty acid biosynthetic process. Gene Ontology annotation, cellular component: endoplasmic reticulum membrane. The record is from RefSeq and is a predicted model, not a curated record. Bases 1 to 1590 code for a protein of 529 amino acids. The transcript has 2 exons. Lineage: Eukaryota; Fungi; Ascomycota; Pichiomycetes; Serinales; Metschnikowiaceae. Gene Ontology annotation, molecular function: iron ion binding; stearoyl-CoA 9-desaturase activity; heme binding.
AUGGCUGAUCACUUGGACGCUGUGGAUAUUACUUCCUUGAACGCCCUCGCUGCGGGCACAAACAAGAAGAACCCAAGAAUUGUGGCGGCCGGUUUGGGCGGUAAGUUGAUGGGCACCAAGUCUUUGGUUAAUGUCACUGCUGAACAAAUCGCCGCUGACUCCAAGACUUUCUUUGAAAAGGAUGAAGAGGCUCGUAAGAAGUGGUCCACGCAACAACACAUUUCCGAUAAGCCUUGGACCUUGUCGAAUUGGCACGAGCACAUUAACUGGUUGAACUUUAUCUUGGUGGUGGCCAUUCCUGCCUUUGGCCUUUGGUCUGCCUACACUUUCCCACCUCAGCUCAAGACCUUGGCUCUUGCCUUUGUCAUGUACUGUUUCUCCGGUAUUUCCAUCACGGCUGGCUACCACCGUCUUUACUCCCACAAGUCUUUUGACGCUCACUGGACCGUGAGAUCCUUCUUCGCCUUCUUUGGUGCUGGCGCCGUUCAGGGUUCUAUCAAAUGGUGGGGCCACUCUCACAGAGUCCACCACAGAUUCACCGACACAAACAGAGACCCUUACGACGCCAGACAAGGUUUCUGGUACUCCCACAUGGGCUGGAUGUUGACCAAGGCUAACCCUAAGAACAGAGCCAGAGCUGACAUUUCCGACUUGACCCUGGACCCAAUUGUCGUGUUCCAGCAUCGUCACUACUUGAUGCUUAUGCUUGCCGCUGCCAUUGGUUUGCCAACUGUGGUUGCUGGUCUCGGUUGGGGUGACUACUAUGGUGGUUUCGUCUACGCUGGUAUCUUGAAGUACUUUUUCAUUCAGCAGGUUACUUUCUGUGUCAAUUCCUUGGCUCACUGGAUCGGUACCCAGCCAUUUGAUGACAGAAGAACUCCAAGAGACCACGUCUUGACUGCUUUCGUUACCUUUGGUGAAGGUUACCACAACUUCCACCACGAGUUCCCAUCUGACUACAGAAACGCUUUGAAGUGGUACCAGUACGACCCAACCAAGUUGACCAUCUUGGCUCUUUCCAAGCUUGGUUUGACUUGGAACUUGAAGACUUUCUCCCAGAAUGCCAUCGAGCAGGGUUUGUUCCAGCAGCAGCAAAAGAAGUUGAACAAGAUGAAGCAACAGUUGAACUGGGGUGCUCAGGUCAGCGAAUUGCCUGUCUGGGACAUGGAACACUUCAACGAGAUUGCCAAGAAGGAGGGUCUUCUUAUCAUUUCCGGCAUUGUGCACAACGUCAAGAGCUUCAUCAAGGAGCACCCAGGUGGUCAGGCUUUGGUGAGAGCUUCGUUGGGCAAGGAUGCCACCAAGGCUUUCAAUGGCCACGUUUAUGCCCAUUCUAACGCUGCCCACAACUUGUUGGCCACUAUGAGAGUCGCUGUCAUUAAGGAUACCGAAGUGAACGGUAACACUUUUGACUUGCAAGAAGAGAUGCUUGCCAAGAAGGAGACAACUACUUUGCUUCAAAACUACGUCAGACGUGCUCCUGCUGUUGUCCAGUGGGGAGUUGGUGUCGCUGUGAUCUUGGGCUGGCCCUCUGCUGUCAUUGGCUACCAGAAUAGAGCCCACAAGAUUCCACAAAUUAACAAGGAAUAA